GAUUGCAAAAGAGUUUAUCUCAACGCCGGAUCCAACGACUUAGUCUGCUCUAUUUCUGCGAGCUCAAAGUACCUCUGUCUGCCAAGUACCAAAAAUGGAGACCAGGCUCAAGCACCUUAGUCAAAAGUUUUCUGCUUUGGAUGACGUUGGAAUAAUGGAUGAUGAAAGCGACUGGGAUGGUGAGUACUUUCCUAGUGGUUAUAGGUCGGAAGAUCUGUAUGGAAAUCUAUCCUUAGACGUGAAUAUGGUAGACAGUAGCGUGUUGCUAGAGACUUCCUCUUGCGUUUCAAUGUCGACCGAAGAGAACGAAGAAGUCAGCGAUAUUAGCAACGACGACAUGGACAAGGUGGAUAAGAGCUUUAUCGAAAAGCUUGAGGUCAGGGCUCUGAUGGCUCUUCCAAUCCACGACUUCAUUAAAAUGAAGCCCAUCCAGUCCAUAAUAGACAGCCUUACACAGCCACAGCUAGUAGAUAUGGCUAGGAAGCUCUUAGAGCUUGAUAAAUUCUAGGUCCAGCAGCACAGAAUCACAACAUACAGGAUAACAUACGGCCACCCUUCAUCAGAAGUGAAGGAUGCUAUUCAAAGGCACCUUGUGAAAGAGCCACCAUGUCCUGUUGACGAGGUGGUUACCAGCAUUCCUACAUUAGAUUGCAUUGACAAUAAUC
This is a messenger RNA of Aspergillus pseudonomiae, 665 nucleotides long. RefSeq lists its product as uncharacterized. Lineage: Eukaryota; Fungi; Ascomycota; Eurotiomycetes; Eurotiales; Aspergillaceae. The record is from RefSeq and is a predicted model, not a curated record. Bases 95 to 508 code for a protein of 137 amino acids. The transcript has 2 exons.